AUGUCAAUUUCCCAAGAAUCUGAUAUUUAUUCGGGUUUCUAUUUACCGCAUCAUGCUGUUAUCAAAGCUGAUAGCACUACCACGAAAACCCGAGUAGUUUUCGAUGGCUCUUGCAAAACUUCGACAGGAAUAUCUUUAAACGAUACCCUAAUGGUUGGACCUAAAUUACAAGACGAUCUUUUUGUCAUUCUAGUUCGAUAUCGAUCCCAUAUUUACGCCCUUACUGCUGAUAUAGAAAAAAUGUAUCGACAAAUACUUGUUCAUCCUGACGAUGUCAAGUAUCAAAAAAUUCUAUUUCGAGAAAGCAGGGACGAAACCAUCAAAUUUUAUACUUCGAAUACCGUAACCUAUGGAACUUCUGCUGGUUCAUACCUUGCAAUUAAAUCCCUACAGCAAUUAGGAAAAGACGAACGCGAAUCUUAUCCCAAUGCUUCUGUAGUAUUGCAAAAUGAUUUUUACGUAGACGAUCUUCUGUCGGGAGCUGAAACUUUACCUAAAGCAAAGGCUCUUCGUAAUGAAUUAAAUGCUUUAUUAGCAAAAGGAGGCUUCCACCUUCGCAAAUGGGCCUCUAAUCAUCCCUCUCUCUCUGAUAAUGCUUCAAAUUGUGGAGGAAGUAUGAGCAAAUCUCUCGAUUCUGAUACUACUAGUAAAACACUGGGAAUUCACUGGAGACCAUCCAGUGACACUCUAUGUUACUCCGUAAAAAUAUCCGAUUCCAAGGCAACCAAGCGGGCAAUCUUGUUAGAAAGUGCUAAAUUGUUCGAUCCGCUAGGUUUGCUAGGUCCAGUUAUAGUAUAUGCAAAAAUCAUGAUGCAGUUAUGCUGGAAAUCCGGAAUUACUUGGGAUGAAUCUGUUCCUCAGGAAAUUCAUAAUACCUGGGAAUUAUAUAAAUCACAAUUGCCCGUAUUGGAGACAUUAAGAUUCACGCGAUGCCUUUUAGUAGAGAAUGCAAGUAAUCUGCAAAUUCACGGAUUCUGUGAUGCCAGUGAAAAGGCAUAUGGCGCCUGUAUUUAUUUGCGAUCUACUAGUCCCAACGGCAAGGUCUAUACACGAUUAAUAUGCUCCAAAUCUCGUGUCGCACCAGUUAAUUCUGUGAGUCUGCCUCGCUUAGAGCUAUGCGGUGCACUUCUCUUAUCAACUUUAUACAAUGCAGUCCGUGAAUCAUUUACUCUUCAAAUCGGAGACACAUAUUUAUGGUGCGAUUCCACGAUAUCUCUGCAUUGGAUUCAUACCGCACCUUAUCGUCUCAAAACCUUUGUAUCAAAUCGAGUCGCAAAAAUUCAAAAAAGGACUGUAAACUGUCACUGGUGGCAUAUACCCUCUGCAGAUAAUCCUGCUGACUUCGUAUCUCGCGGUCAACUUCCCGCUGAAUUCGCCGUAAAUGCAAUGUGGCAAACUGGGCCCUCUUGGUUGACUUCACCUGAGCAAGCUUGGCCCAGGUCCUUACUACCAGAUAUCACUAUCCCCGAGCUUAAAUCUCCUUCGAAUGAUUCUAUGCAGUGCAUGCAAAUCACAUUAGACAAGUUCGAUAUAUUACACAGAUACAGCUCCAUGAGAACCUUACAACGUGUAGUAGCUUAUAAUACUAGAUUUUUGCAUAACCUAAAAAACAAAAAUCAACGAAUAACUGGUAACUUGACUGCUCAAGAACUCAAGAGUUCCCUAACACUAAUUAUAAAAUUAACUCAAUCUACGGGCUUUCUUAAGGAAAUGAAUUGUUUAAAAUCGAAAAAAUCCUUGCCCGAUAAUAGCAACUUGCUUCAACUAUCCCCGUAUUUAGAUGAUCUUGGUAUAAUGCGUGUCGGAGGUCAACUUUCUCUACCUUCAUUGCAUAAUUACCAGCAGCAUCCCAUGCUACUUCCUUCUAAUCACUUUAUCACUACUUUAAUAGUGCGAGAAGAACACGCUCGCUUAAUGCAUGCCGGGGCUCAAGCUACUCUAUACUCUGUUCGUCAAAAUUAUUGGCCCAUAAAUAGUCGAAAUACUGUACGAAAGAUAUUGCAUCAGUGCGGUCGUUGUUUUCGCGCAAAGCCGCGUCUUGCCGAUUACAGCUCUGGCCUUCUGCCCAAAUGCAGAAUUGAGCAAUGCCGUCCAUUUUUAAAGACUGGAAUUGAUUUUUGUGGUCCUUUGUUUAUCAAGGAAAAACGAUUCCGUAAUCGUAACAAAGUCAGAGUAUAUGUAGCUGUUUUUGUAUUUAUGGUCACCAAGGCCGUACAUUUAGAGUUAGUUUGUGACUUCACUAGCGAAGCCUUUAUUGCGAGUUUAAGGCGCUUUUUUGCCAGGUGCGGGAAAUCCGCGGAAAUACACUCCAAUAACGGUACCAAUUUUGUUGGCGCUUGCCGAGAAAUUCGAGAAUUUUUUAACUCUUCUGAAUACCAAAUUGCUCUCGGAAAAUUUCUUAACGACGAACGCAUAACUUGGCAUUUUAUACCUCCCAGAGCUCCUUACUUUGGAGGACUUUGGGAAGCUGCGGUUAAAUAA
Messenger RNA from Cotesia glomerata, 2481 nucleotides. RefSeq lists its product as uncharacterized. The coding region runs from base 1 to 2481 and encodes 826 amino acids. Gene Ontology annotation, molecular function: nucleic acid binding. NCBI's taxonomy places the organism in Eukaryota, Metazoa, Arthropoda, Insecta, Hymenoptera, Braconidae. The record is from RefSeq and is a predicted model, not a curated record. The transcript has a single exon. Gene Ontology annotation, biological process: DNA integration.